Dicrocoelium dendriticum is the source of this 303-nucleotide messenger RNA. The record is from the annotation of a GenBank genome assembly. Lineage: Eukaryota; Metazoa; Platyhelminthes; Trematoda; Plagiorchiida; Dicrocoeliidae.
AUGCUUCUGACGCACAGCUGCCAAUUGGAAAUGUGUAUGUCGCAGAGAACGGAUCACCUCUCUUUAGAGCCAGUGGAGAAAGAAGUGGAAGCUUUAUGGAAUGAGAACAAGCCAGCAAUUGAUGCUUUCUUGAAAACGCUGGCGCAGUGCAUCACGGACCGACAAUCAUUAGAAUGCAUGAAAGCAUUCCGUCAUGCACUGUACACCAUAGUCCAGUUUGUAUUCAAUACACCGGAAUCAUCGUCCGAGGUAAGCAGUGUGAAGAUGGAAUUGAACCGUUUUUCAGUUCAGUGGUAUUUAUAG